UGGGCCGACUGCAACGGGAAGAGCCUCCUGCAUGCUCCAAGGUCCCUUCCAAGCAACAUCACCAGUUUGGACCUCUCCUUCAACAACUUGGUCAUGCCCCAUCAUGGGACUCUCUUGCUACAUUUCCCUUCCCUGCGCUCCCUCAACCUCUCUAGCAAUGCCUUGCUGGUGCUGAGCCCAGCAGCCUUCUCCAACCUCGGGGCACUGCGCCUGCUGGACCUGAGCAGCUGCAGCAUUGCCUACCUCUACACGGACGCUUUCAAGGGCUUGGGAAACUUACACACACUGCUCCUAAGAAACAACAGUCUGCAAGAGCUUGAGGUCCCUUUCUUCCUGCCACUGAAGGCUCUUUUCCACCUGGACCUGCAGCACAACAUGCUGGUCUCUGUGGAUGCUUUGAGCCUGCAGCUGAUGGAGGCAGUCCCGCAGGUCCGGCUGGAAGGGAACCCCUGGGUCUGCGACUGCGCCGCAUACCCUCUGCAGCGGUGGCUGCAGCGCAGGCAAGCUGUGCAGGUGACCUGCGCAUCGCCCCCAGGGCUGCAGGGCCGGGAGGUCGCAGCUCUGCAUUCCCAGGACCUGGGCUGCCGGAUGAAGCAGCGGUUUCCUCGGGGGGUCAGCACGGCGCAGCAGAUCACAGUGCCCCACAGCAACACCACCACAUCGCCCUCCGGGAAGGGGGGAAGGAGUUGGCCGUACCUGGUGGGCUUCCUGGUGGCAGCAAUUGGCAUCUCCAUCCUGAUCGCGCUGGCUGCCAAGUGCAAGCUCUUCCACAAGAACUUCGCCAGCUACCGCCACCGGCCACUGCCCGAAACCAGCUCGAUCGGAGGCAACCCCAUGGAGGAUGGCAGUGGCUGGGACAGGGGCUUCUCAGGCCGGGGGGCCAGCAAAAGCCACCCCAGUGCUGCCGACCUGCAAGCUGAGGAUGAUGAUGGCUUCAUCGAGGACAACUACAUCCAGCCAAGUGAACAGCUGCCGGAGGAAGAGGAGCGGGAGUCACACCUCUCCAUCUGA
This is a messenger RNA of Phaethon lepturus (White-tailed tropicbird), 1011 nucleotides long. Its product is annotated as chromosome unknown open reading frame, human C1orf210. The transcript is spliced from 3 exons. Bases 94 to 1011 code for a protein of 305 amino acids. Lineage: Eukaryota; Metazoa; Chordata; Aves; Phaethontiformes; Phaethontidae. The record is from RefSeq and is a predicted model, not a curated record. Gene Ontology annotation, molecular function: protein binding.